AUGGGCCAUUUCCUUGAAACUGAUUUUCAAGGAGAUGGUGCUCUUAAUGUCGAAUAUGUGCGUGUUCGUCUUCUUUUGAAUAUUGAUUCGCCUCUUAGAUUCCAGCGUCUGUUCCAAUUUGGCAAAGAUACAAGUAUCCUUAAAUUUCGGUAUGAGAAACUUAAAGGUUUUUGCUCUGUGUGUGGCCUUAUGGUACAUGAAGCCGCAGAAUGCCCUGCCAAAAACGCCGGCCUUGUUGAUGAACCAAACGAUGAUGACAACGAUCCACAUGAGAAUCACCCUCCUGGUUUUACACCUCCGAGAGACAACAUUGAUCAACCGCCAACCCAAGAGAAGAACAAGACUGACGAAGUUCCUCAAGAGCCUUCUGGUAAUGCAUCUAAGAAGAGGAAAACAGAAGCUGCGACACAAUCCUCACUACUCUGCUGUGAAAGGAGACAGGCAUUUUUCUUUGAAGACUAUGAAGAACAUGCCUCCAAGAGGAAGAGAACAUAA
Eutrema salsugineum is the source of this 495-nucleotide messenger RNA. RefSeq lists its product as uncharacterized. NCBI's taxonomy places the organism in Eukaryota, Viridiplantae, Streptophyta, Magnoliopsida, Brassicales, Brassicaceae. The transcript has a single exon. The record is from RefSeq and is a predicted model, not a curated record. The coding region runs from base 1 to 495 and encodes 164 amino acids.